CAAGAGACAAGUUGAGAGCGUUCAUGAAUGAUGACAGAACAUGGAGUUCAAGAUUUCUACGACUUCGUCGGUUAUAGGAAUCAACAUUGUCAUCGUAAUGUUCGUUGGUCUCGUCGUUCUUUGUGUUCACAAGAAAAGCACCAAGGUUGCUUCAGCUACUCGUGUUCGCAAAAGGCACCUUCGUGCUGGGGAAAAUUACAAUGGAAAACAUCGAAUCGCCAGUAACCGCAGCAUCAUAUCCAGUGUCGUCAGUUCUAACGAGGAUCUGACGUCAUAUUAUGAAGUGUACCAAAUCGUUGUUCCUACAAUGGAUUCUAAAACUUGUCAUGUCGCAGAGCAAACAGAAGUUUUUAUAAACGCUGAAAACCAAAUCAAAUUGUCUGAUCAGUGAUACAAAGGGAAUUCAUGGUUAUCUCUCAUGGUUGAUGAAAACAGUAUUUGAAUCUGUUCAGUGACUCGUACAUAUGACGUUAACGUAAUGGCAAAAUGGAAUUUUUUUUCAUGACGAGAGGGGAUUUUUGGUGUUGUGGAUCUGUAAUUAAUGAAGCCAAACAAGGACUGAAUCAAACACUUAAGACAAAUCUGUACUUGUUUAUCUUUGUGACUGGUAACAUGUUUGACAGAAACUGUCUGUUUUUCUUGGAAGUUAACCUUUGUUAUUGAAAGGCAUCGCGUGAUAUUCAAUAACUUUCUUUCAAUUACCAAUAUCGCCAUUUUUUUCAUAAGCAAAUCGAUUUCUAAGGCCUCGAACGUACCAAUUAGAUCUAUGCCA
Saccostrea echinata is the source of this 772-nucleotide messenger RNA. RefSeq lists its product as uncharacterized. The record is from RefSeq and is a predicted model, not a curated record. Bases 41 to 391 code for a protein of 116 amino acids. Lineage: Eukaryota; Metazoa; Mollusca; Bivalvia; Ostreida; Ostreidae. The transcript has 2 exons.